Molecule: messenger RNA, 1115 nt
Organism: Oryza brachyantha (malo sina)
Lineage: Eukaryota; Viridiplantae; Streptophyta; Magnoliopsida; Poales; Poaceae
Exons: 3
Coding region: 1-930 (309 amino acids)
Source: RefSeq, a predicted model, not a curated record
AUGCCAUCCAUGAGGCAUAAAAGGCCAACCAAAACCAAGGAGCCAACACCCCAAAGCCCCCCUCCUUUAAUUUGCACCCUCCCCAAAUCUCCCAUCUCCAUUGCUCCCUCCUCUCUCUCUCUCUCUCUCUCACACACACACUCUCUCUUCCCCAUCUCUCUCUCUCUCUCCUCUCAUCCGUCCAUGAGGAUCAGGAGGCGGCCUCAGUCCCAGGCUCUCCCCUCGCCGCUGCAUCCAUCCUCAGAUCCAUCCACUGCACCCCAGCCUCCGCCAAGAAACCAUGGACGUUACUGGCUCGCGGGAGACAAGGAGGAGGCGGAGAAGAAGAACAGGCCGGAGCAGUUGCACUUGCACCCGAAUGCGGAUCUUGGCGACGACGAGUCGUCGGCGGUGAUGCGCGCGGCGGCGGCAUUGCCGUUGUUCCCGCAGGACAAUGCAGUGGUGGAAUGCAGCAAGAUCAGGCCCGGUGGUGGUGGUGGUGGUGCACAACAGGGAGCAGCAGAUGGUCACAGGAGCCUAGAGAAUGGCCAUUACAGCAAGCCUGGGCCGGCGAUCAAGAGCACAGGAGAACGUCUUGUAAACGGCGUCGUCCGGGCAAUGCCAGUGGCUGUGAACGUGAAGGAAGAGACCAGAAUUGACAGUAGCGGCGGCGGCGGCGGCGGAGCGAAGAAGCGGCGCGGCCCGGCGGUGCUGAUGGAGGGGUCACGUUGCAGCCGCGUGAACGGGCGCGGGUGGCGCUGCAGCCAGCCCACGCUGGUCGGCUACUCGCUGUGCGAGCACCACCUCGGCAAGGGCCGCAUGCGGAGCGUGACCGGCGGGCGCGGCGGCGCCGGACAGCUCGGCCGCACCGAGCCCAGGAAGAACAACGCCGCCGCCGCCGUCGCCGCGGCGCCCAAGGCGGCUGAGCCGCCGGUCGUGCGUCCCUGCUAGGCCGGCCGGCGGAGCGAGAUCGAUCGAUCGAUCGGUCGGCUCAACUUGAAGAUUCUUUUGUUCUAUGGUGGGGUGGGUGGUGCAUAUCAGGUGGUGAAUCACGCAUGAAUGUGAAUUCCAUGUUCUGUUUCUGUGAAUGCAAAUCCUAUUGCGUCUUUCGUGGAGAACGGACGGAUCACAGUGCA